Messenger RNA from Cantharellus anzutake, 812 nucleotides. RefSeq lists its product as uncharacterized. The record is from RefSeq and is a predicted model, not a curated record. Lineage: Eukaryota; Fungi; Basidiomycota; Agaricomycetes; Cantharellales; Hydnaceae. The transcript has 4 exons. The coding region runs from base 124 to 573 and encodes 149 amino acids.
UGGUGCGCCAGUUUUGAAAGGGAAAACCGUCUGAAUUGGUUGCAGGAUUCUCUGAUAUCGUGGAAGAGUUACUUAUAUCACCACGAAGCUGUUCACCGUGACAUCAGCCCCUCAAACAUAUAUAUGUGUGUGUGUGUAAAGAGCGUAACGACCCAGAACCCAGCUGCUCUUGGCAAUAUGCUGAAUCCUUCGGCCAACCAACCAACCUUCAUAAACAAAUACUUUCUGCCAGAUAACAGAAAUCAGCCUAGGGGGGUUGGUGAUUUGCGCAUGGCCGCUAGCUACCAGCCUGAUAAUGAUCAAGCAGCAGAGAUUCUGAGACAGUUUAGUGGCACCCCGCCUCACUCCCCCGAGCAAUCCUGUCAAGGGAAUGGAUUUCCGCCUGCCACAAGUUCCCAUUCAUGCCCGAGCUCCAAGGUGAGGCGCUCCAAGUGUACCAUAUGCUAUUUGCAUAUGAAGCCGGUUACGAGGUUUAUGACCGCAACAACACUCAUACAUCGCGUCAUUCGUUACAAAAUCCACCACUAUAUCGCCCGCGACACGACGUCGAGUGGGUCAUUAUCGACAUUCUAAGCCUGAACGGAGUGAAGAUUUAUCAAUGAACUUAACCGAGUUCGAGCAGAUACUCAAAGGGAGGACCGACCGAACGACAUAUAUAUUUUCUCACUGCUUCAUAAAAUGACCCUGCAGGUCGGUCCAGAAUAUGAACACCUAAUCGAACCGCCGCGCUCCACUCAUCUACGUGAGGCGCUCCGAAGAUUGCUCCUUCAUGCAAUAGUGACCUUGAGGCAGCAACCUCCCAUUACUUUAGA